GUUUUCAUCGAUCCACCCUCACUGAAACGCGACAUCUCUUUACCAGUACAUGCUUUGAACAGAAAUCUUUUAUAUGUCCUUAACAUUGAAGCUAUGAUAUAAAAGUAACUUUUCUGUCACCAGACGGCUGCAUCUCGUGCUCCACCAUAGAUUAUUGUUUCCUGGCACGUGUAUACGAUCCACUUACCAGCGCGAUGUCCCCAUCCGACAUGUCGUUCAUCGAAGAGCGCAGACCAGCUCCUAUCGACCGACUUUUUGUCGAAAUUCUCAUUUACAUAUUUCAUCUGUGUAUUCUCGACCGCAGUUCUUACUUCGAGCCUUUCGAUGUUAAUGAUUACCAGAGGGGCCCAUGGAAGCUUGGGCAAAUAUGCUCGCCCUGGAGGCAAAUUGCCAACAACAUGCCGACUUUGUGGACACAUAUAUCACUUGCCGAUGACGGCGUCGUGAAGGAGCCCGUGUCUAGGUUCAAGAUAGCAUUGGAGCGCUCUUCCUACCUCGCCCUGGACCUGGAGUUAUCCAUUUACUUCAGGUAUCCUCUCAAGGUGAAGAGGUCGAUCUAUCAGCUCGCUAUUACUCAGUCGUGACGGUGGGAGCACUUAACAAUCACCCCUGAUCGCGAUGCUAUUCAUUUUUUGCCCGACAUUCCUGGCUGUCAGCUUAACAAACUGUCUCACCUGACAGUCCAUUGUCAUGAAUUGCGGACACCUCAAUAUAUUGAUGCAUUCCAGGAUGCCCC
Molecule: messenger RNA, 736 nt
Organism: Guyanagaster necrorhizus
Lineage: Eukaryota; Fungi; Basidiomycota; Agaricomycetes; Agaricales; Physalacriaceae
Exons: 1
Coding region: 195-584 (129 amino acids)
Source: RefSeq, a predicted model, not a curated record